AUGUUCCUUUUCGCGUCUCAACUUCGAUCCCGCUUCUCGACCUCGCCGCCUUCCCCUCGCUCCUGCGACCGCCCACUGCCGCCGUUCCUCUUCCGCUUCCGCCGCCGCGACCGGAGCAGUCCCGCCAGGCGCUCCAUUGUCGCGUCCGCCGCCUCGCCGCCCUCGUUCUUCUCCCGACAUGACGUGACGGCGGCCGCCGCGCUCAUCCAGACACCCAGCGCCGCAGCGAGGACCUUUGCCGCCACGCCCGUCCUCGCGAGGAGGAGGCCGCCGCCGCCGCCGCCGCCGCCGCUGCCUGCCAUGGCAAUCUGCAAAUUCUAUCAGCAGGGCAAUUGCAAGUUUGGCAAUAGCUGCCGAUUCGAACACCCCAAACCCCAGAACCAGAACCGCUUUGGCGCCCUAGGAGGGGGAGCCGCCGCCGGAGGCCAAAAUGCCCUAACCAAGUACAGCGUCUCGGGCGAGACCAUCGAGAAGGAUCUGACACUCGAGAAGCCCCAAUGGAUAUUGUCCGCCUACGGCCCCGGGAGAGAUGCGCCCGAUCAGCUCUUUGGAGGAUACCCGCGCGAGCAGAGCUUCGAGGAGCUGCGACUGCAUUACCUCGCAGGCAAGGCGUCGGGCAAUGAGCAGCAAGCGCUCAACGAGGCACAGCAACUCUAUCAGAAUGCGCAGCAGCAGAUGGAGACUGCGCUCCGAGAUGUCCAGGGCGCCGCGCGCUUCAUCGUCGAACGAGAGUCUCAGCAUCCCAACAGGCACGACGUCUGCCGCGAAGGCACGCAGGGAGCCCCCUUUGGGGAGUUUGAAGUAGCAAAGCGGGCAAGGCAAAUGGGUGCCGCCCCGGCGCAGGCGAACCCCUUUUCCACGGGAGCCGGCAACACUCCGUCAGCGUUUGGCGCGCCUUCACAACCCGCCGGCGGCGCCUUCGGACAGCCCUCGGCCCUGGGCCAGAAACCCAACCCCUUCGGCACUCCCGCCUUUGGCCAGCCUGCUCAGCCGGCGGCCGCGUUUGGACAACCAUCCCAGCCAGCGUCCGCCUUUGGCCAGCCCUCACAACAAUCAUCCUCGUCAUCACCCUUCGGACAAGCAGCGCAGGGAGGCGCAUCGGCAUUCGGCCAGGCCGCCCAGCCUGCCUCUGCCUUUGGUCAAGCGUCCGCCCUCGGUGCAAAGCCCAACCCCUUUGGGGCCCCUGCUUUUGGCCAGCCUGCGCAACCCAGCACACAAGGCAGCGCCUUUGGACAAACUGGACAGCUCGGCCAGAAGCCAAACCCCUUUGGAUCCAAUGCGAACACCAACGCGGCGCCGGGCUCGAGCCCCUUUGGGACCAUGGGCGCUGGUGCAGGCGACAAAGCCCCCGCGACAAGUCCCUUUGGCGCGCAGACCUCCGGCCCUGCCAACGCGGCGCCAAAUCCAUUCUCGUCUGCGGCGCCAAACCAGAACGCGACCAGUCCCUUUGCCCAUCCGGGCGGCCAAACCGGUGCCAGUCCAUUCGGUCAGGCGUCUACCCCGGCGGCGAACCCCUUCGGAGCCGCAAAUCAGCAGCAGCAGCAACAGCAGCCGGCCGCCAACAACCCAUUCGGGCAACCGUCCCAGCCUCAAAUAAAUGGCACAUUAGGACAAGCCGCCAGCAAUCCCUUCGCACAAAACGCGCCGCAAAGCGCCCAGGGCGCACCCAACCCCUUCGGCCAACAACAGCAACCAGCCGCGGCCUCGCGACCCAGCCCCUUUGGCGCAGCCCCCCAGCAGGAACAAAAGCCCGCCGCCGGAGCCGCUCCCGCAGGGAACCCCUAUCCGCCCGGCAGCGCGAAGCAGCACCCGCCCAUCGAGAGCUACACCGCCAGGGGCAUGGACGGCAGCCUCUCCGCGUUCAAGGGCAAGCCCGUCUCGUACAAGGACGGCCAGCCGGGCCUCCGCGCCUUCGACGGCACGUGGACGCGCAUCUGGUUCCCCAACGGCCCGCCCCCCUACUACAAGGACACGGAGCUGCCGCCCGAGGCGUACGACCAGACGACCAAGGCGCAGUGGGAGGCGUUUGCCCGGACCGGCACAUUCGAGGGCGGCGUCAUGCCGGAGCUUCCCCCGCCGAGGGAGUGCACGCAGUGGGACUUUUAA
Purpureocillium lilacinum is the source of this 2106-nucleotide messenger RNA. RefSeq lists its product as uncharacterized. Gene Ontology annotation, molecular function: metal ion binding. Gene Ontology annotation, cellular component: nucleus. The record is from RefSeq and is a predicted model, not a curated record. NCBI's taxonomy places the organism in Eukaryota, Fungi, Ascomycota, Sordariomycetes, Hypocreales, Ophiocordycipitaceae.